This is a messenger RNA of Jaculus jaculus (lesser Egyptian jerboa), 4281 nucleotides long. It is a transcript of the gene Lpin3, whose product is annotated as lipin 3. The transcript is spliced from 20 exons. Gene Ontology annotation, molecular function: phosphatidate phosphatase activity; transcription coactivator activity. The record is from RefSeq and is a predicted model, not a curated record. Gene Ontology annotation, cellular component: nucleus. The coding region runs from base 301 to 2841 and encodes 846 amino acids. Lineage: Eukaryota; Metazoa; Chordata; Mammalia; Rodentia; Dipodidae. Gene Ontology annotation, biological process: cellular response to insulin stimulus; positive regulation of transcription by RNA polymerase II; fatty acid catabolic process.
GUAGAGGUGGAGCCGGGAGCGCACCUUGCCCCGGAGAAGCCGGAAGCGCCAGCGGACUGGGGACACUUACCUGUUGAGCCUUUGCAUACAGGUAAAGGCUCCACGUCCUGAAGGUCCGGUGCGCAGAUUCCCAGAUGUGGUGAAGAGCACAGCUGGCUACCCGAGGAUCCCGUGGCAGGACAGCAGUCCAGACAGAGCUAAACCCACGUCUCCGGGAGUUCCUCCUACCCCAUAGCUGCCAAGACUGGAGAGACACACUCCCUGUCCAGGGGGUGGACACAACUUAAGCCAGCAAUAGCCAUGAACUAUGUGGGGCAGCUGGCAGAGACUGUGUUCGGGACAGUGAAGGAGUUAUACCGGGGCCUGAACCCCGCCACGCUGAGCGGCGGCAUCGACGUGCUGGUGGUGAGGCAGGAGGAUGGCUCCUUCCGGUGCUCACCCUUCCACGUGCGGUUCGGCAAGCUCGGUGUCCUGCGGUCCCGGGAGAAGGUGGUGGACAUUGAGAUCAAUGGAGAGCCAGUGGACUUGCACAUGAAGCUGGGGGACAGUGGGGAGGCCUUCUUCGUACAGGAGCUGGACAGCGAUGAGGAAGACGUGCCUCCCCGCCUGUGCACCUCGCCCAUCCCAUGGGGAGGCCUGUCUGGCCUCCCUUCAGAUUCCCAGAUUGGCACAGCCAGUGAGCCCGAGGGCCUCAUCCUCACCGGGCGGAGGAAGAGGAGACGCAGGAGGAAAGCCAGGAAGAAGGGGGACGCACUGGCCACUGGUUCCAGCUCCGAGGAGGAGGCGGGCCCCGAGAGCGAGCCGUGCAUGCCGGAAAAAGCAAAGCCAGAGUCCCCGAGCGUUCAGUCGGAAGGGGCGUCUUCACCACAGCCCAAAGACAUCUACCCGUACUCAGAUGGCGAGUGCUCCGCUCAGUCCAGCCUCUCACCAGUUGAGCGAAUGUCCCCGAAGAGUGACUCUGAGCUAGAGGUUCGGACUCCAGAGCCUAGUCCCCUGAGAGCUGAGUCCCACAUGCAGUGGGCCUGGGGGAGACUGCCGAAGGUGGCGAAAGCCGAGUGGCCUGAAUCCUCUGUGGUCCCCGAAGGUGGCACCAAGGCAAGCUCCCCUCUUCUGGAGGGCCCUGGCACUUCCUCCACCUCAGUGGCUGGCUUGGACCCUUCGGGACCCCCAAUCCUGCCAUCAGGGGCCAAUGCUGACCUUCAUCAUGAUGUGGAGUCCCACUGCAGGGAGACUCUGGUGGCUCUCUCUCUUCCUGCCCCAGAGAGCAAGGGAACCAAGGCUCAGGAGUCCAGGGGUGCAGGCCACCCUCCUGCCACUAAAUCAUGGAGCUGGGCCACUUUGGAGAGCUCUACUCCCUCCGGGUGGCCAGAGGUCUCAAGGGGGAAAGGCACCCUGAAGAGAAGCCAGCACCUGGGUCCCAGCGACAUCUACCUGGAUGACUUGCCGUCUUUGGACUCUGAAAAUGCAGCUCUUUACUUCCCACAGAGUGACUGUGGCAUGGGGGCCAGGAGGUGGAGUGAACCCAGCAGCCAGAAGCUCCUGGGGAACCCCAACGCUGAACUCAUGCCAGAUGACACUCCAGACUCAGUGGACACAGUAGCACUAUCCCUCUGUGGUGGACUGGCUGACAGCCGGGACAUCUCCCUGGAGAAGUUCAUGCAGCACAUGGUCUCCUACCAAGACCUCACCCAAAACCCUGGGCUCCUGGACGACCCGAAUCUGGUGGUGAAAAUCAAUGAGAAGCACUACAACUGGGCUGUGGCUGCCCCCAUGAUCCUUUCUCUACAAGCCUUCCAGAAGAACUUGCCCAAGAGCACCGUGGACAAGCUGGAGAAGGAGAAGAUGCCCCGGAAGGGUGGGCGGUGGUGGUUUUCCUGGCGACGAAGGGACUUCCCGGCAGAGGAGCGCAGUGCCCAGCGGGACAAAACCUCGAGCAGGCAGCAGCAGGGAGAGAAGACAGAGGUUCUGAGCACCGAUGACGAUGCCCCAGACAGCCCUGUGAUCCUUGAAGUCCCCUCCCUGCUGCCCUCCGCUCCAGCCUGCAGUCCUACCUACAAGAAGUCCCUCCGCCUCUCUUCGGAUCAGAUCCGGUGUCUGAACCUGCACGAAGGUGCCAACGACGUGGUCUUCAGCGUGACCACCCAGUACCAGGGCACCUGUCGUUGCAAGGCCACCAUCUACCUGUGGAAAUGGGACGACAAGGUUGUCAUCUCUGACAUCGAUGGUACCAUCACCAAGUCAGAUGCUCUGGGCCACAUUCUGCCCCAGCUGGGGAAGGACUGGACACACCAGGGCAUCGCGAGUCUCUACCACAAAAUCCACCUAAACGGGUACAAGUUCUUGUACUGCUCAGCGCGGGCUAUCGGCAUGGCUGACAUCACCAAGGGCUACUUGCAAUGGGUGAGCGAGCACGGCUGUGGUCUCCCCAAGGGCCCCAUCCUGCUGUCUCCCAGCAGCCUCUUCUCCGCUCUUCACAGGGAGGUGAUCGAGAAGAAACCUGAGGUGUUCAAGGUUGCCUGCCUGAGCGACAUCCAGCAGCUGUUUCUGCCCCAUGGACAGCCCUUCCAUGCUGCUUUUGGGAAUAGGCCCAACGACGUCUUCACGUACCGGCAGGUGGGCCUCCCUGAAUCUCGCAUCUUCACCGUCAAUCCUCGGGGAGAACUCACCCAGGAGCUCAUGAAGAACCACAAAUCCACGUACACGCGGCUCGGGGAAGUGGUUGAGCUCCUCUUCCCACCUGUGGUCCGUGGCCCCAGUGCAGAUCUGGCCGACCCUGAAUACAGCAGCUUCUGCUACUGGCGUGAGCCACUGCCGCCGGUGGACCUUGAUGCCCUGGCCUGAGCCUGCCAUGCUGCCCUGGCCGUCCUUGGUCUGGCCCAGGAUCCAUGAGGGAAACCAGGAUUGGAAAGUAGGUGCCAUGGGGCUGACACACUGAAGGAGAGGAGAGGCUGCAAGUUCAGUGGGCACCUAGAGAACCUCCUCCCCUCCGUAAACUGCAGGGGUGAGGCAACUACCCCUAGGCCUCAGUGCAGCUCUGACCUCCAACCAUUAAGUCUGUCACCAAAGCCCUUUCAGGGUUCUCUAUGCCCUUGACAGGUGUGUACCUGCCACCCUGGGACCUCGCCUCCACUCCUGCUAGAGGAGGUCUCACGGUGAUCUGAAUGUGCAACGAAAGGGGUGUCGGCAGGUAGCGGCAGGUGGCUGACUGACGUCUGGGAAGAACAGAGCUCUUGCCCCCUUUCUGGGAACCUAGAUUACCCUUCAAAGCCAGAUGUCCACCUGAUCCUGAUCCUGCCCACAGUUCCUGGGUGGCACCCUGGAAUCUCACCUCCAAGCCUGGGUGCCGGAACAGGACCCCCUCUGACAUCAGAGAAGGGGAAUUUGAGGGUCAUCUAAGGAUUGAGAAGUGUGGCUCCUACUUUCCCAUCCCUACCACCCCUGUUCUUCUUGGCACUUUCCAAAGACACAGCCCCAAACCUGGUGUUUGCUGACAGCUUUGCCCUGUUGCAGCUUCUGUUGGCCAGGCCAGUGCCCAGCUGCUAAGUGAGCUCUUGUCCAAGGCACUGUGGGACACAGGGUGACAACCAUCAGAAAGCAGCCUUCCCUCCCACUAACCUUGCUGAAGACGACUUGAAAGUGGGAUAAAAAGCUUUAAUCCAGAACCUGCCAUCAAACACCAUCAGAGUGGAGGCCACAAUACCGAGUGUCAAGAAGCCAGAAGGCAGGGCUGAGGGAACCUGAAAGCAGAAGUGGGAGGCCCGGGCUGCUGUUGGGGGAAACUGAGGACCGAAGCCUCAGCACAGAUGGCGUCCGUCUCCAGGAAUUUCUUGGGCCUGAGAAGCACUGGUUGUUUUCCACUUGUUCCUUGAUUGUUUCUGACAUAAAAGUUCUCACCAGCUUGUGAACAUCCUGGCGGGGCUGGAGUUUCUUGGGUUUCAUUAAAAAGCACAGCCUACUCCUCUUUUCGUUCAGCUAUGACCGCCUCCUCAGGAAUCGGGCUCCUUUGGGCCUUAGAGGACUCUGAGGCUAUUGUUAGUAAGAGGUACUGAUGUGAGGGUCGAGGAGGAACCUUCUCCUAACCCAAAGGAAGAAGACCGCAUAGGCACCAGCAUGACAUGGAAACUUCAGGUCUUUUGGGGUGGAGGAAAGGAAAGGGAUACACCGGAGAGGGAUCUCCAGACACCAGACACCACUUGGUUCUACUUCUUUCCUCUGGUAAUGUACAGCUGCCUAUGCCCUCACACUGAGGAGCAAAAGGAAUAAAGAGAACUCUCUACCAGG